This is a messenger RNA of Aspergillus luchuensis, 153 nucleotides long. RefSeq lists its product as uncharacterized. NCBI's taxonomy places the organism in Eukaryota, Fungi, Ascomycota, Eurotiomycetes, Eurotiales, Aspergillaceae. The transcript has a single exon. The record is from RefSeq and is a predicted model, not a curated record. The coding region runs from base 1 to 153 and encodes 50 amino acids.
AUGGACCCCUACCUCACGAUCGCCGAAUCACAUAGCCCCGACUGGGAGCUACCCUUCGACAAGACGUCAUACUAUCAGGAGAUAGCGGAAUACUGGCAGGAUAAGUACGCGGAAUUGUUUGGGCAGAAGCUCGAGUUUGAGUCGGAAUACUGA